This is a messenger RNA of Gryllus bimaculatus (two-spotted cricket), 1422 nucleotides long. The record is from the annotation of a GenBank genome assembly. NCBI's taxonomy places the organism in Eukaryota, Metazoa, Arthropoda, Insecta, Orthoptera, Gryllidae.
AUGGAAGUGUAUGAAGGAAUGGGUCUAAUUGAUAUGUUGUGUCAAAAACCUGAUGUGAUAAAGUAUAAUGGACACCGAAUUGGGACACCCCAAAAAGUUAUAGAAAAUAUGGAACCAGCAUGUACGAAGAUCAGAGCAUCGCGACCAGACGCUUCGGUGUCAGCAACGCGCUCUUUUGCGAAGGCCAGUGCGCUCGAGAUGGUGUCGAAAUACGUCACUCUCCGGCCACGAAGUUCCCUUCCUUCGAAGGAGGGCCGCACGUGGACCCCGUGGUACAGCUGCCGGAAGCUCUCCUUCCAGGGGUUGGCGUCGCCGCCCUCCGGGUCGUGGAAUUCGAAGGCGCAGGGCUGCGGGUGGAGCAGCGGGCGGUCGUAUUGGAAGACCUGCUUGUACAGCCGCCGCCACAGAUCCGGGUCGUCCGCGAGCUCCCGCAACCGCCAGCACACUUGCGCCACGCGACACAGGUCCUGCUCCAGGAGCAAAAGGAAGAUGGGGCGCAGGACGUCCUCCGGGAGGUCGUACAGGCGCAAGUCGCAGGGAAUGCCGGGGGCGCAGGGGACAUUAGCGCCGGAGGAGCUGCGGGCGCCGCUGGAGGUGGAGGGCGGGCAGCCCGCUUGGCCAGGGGCGGCGGUGUGGGCGGCGUUUGCGGCGUUUGCGGCGUUUGCGGCGUUUGCGGCGUUUGCGGCGUUUGCGGCGUUUGCGGCGUGGGCGGCGUGGGCGCCGGCCUGCUCAUCCCGCGUAGUCCCCAUGCGAGCUUCCUUAGGGGUUAAGGUCCCGCUGUCGCUGUCCACCGACCCCACCCUCUUCAUGGCUGCUCGCGCUGCCGGCUCGAUCUGGAUCUGCGCACCACACCACACACUCCGUUACACGACGUCGUGGAAUCCAGUGCUGGGAAAUCCAAUGCUGGGAAUGUUUGCUGACGGAGAGAAAUUUUCAUCAGCACCAUCUGCUGAAAUUAGAACUUCGCCGCAACUGUCAAGCCCGACCCUUUACAACAAUGGAAAAUACCAAUCUAUUGGCAUAAAUGGUUUGGCGGCAUUCCAAAGAGAUACAAGAUUCCAAAGACCAUCUGCUUCGUUACUCGAAGAUCCAGGUGCUGAUAAGAAUGUUGAAGAGGCACAGUGGAUGGAAAUCAUCUUCUGUAGCAGAAGGAUAUUGGAAACAUCAAAGCCUCCUCCCUUGAUUAUGGUGUUAUUAAAAAGGGUUUGUGAAGAAAUCCCUCGCCCCAACCAUAACGCAGUCUUCGACAUUGUUCGCAACAGGAAAGUAACUCGAUGGAGAGAAGAAGCAACCCUAGCGGCAGCCAAGGACACGACUUUAGAAGUUAGAAGAGUGAACGUGAUGACACCCAUUCAAAGAACAGUUGUAAUAAACUGUGAUAAUUAUGAGCAGCCUAGGCCAGACUCCACAGCACAGGAAUGA